Messenger RNA from Paramecium tetraurelia, 896 nucleotides. RefSeq lists its product as uncharacterized. The record is from RefSeq and is a predicted model, not a curated record. NCBI's taxonomy places the organism in Eukaryota, Ciliophora, Oligohymenophorea, Peniculida, Parameciidae. The transcript has 4 exons.
ACAUUAAUCAUAUACAUUAAAUGAAAGUUGAAAAAGAUGAUCAAAUCCUAAACUACUCAGACUCAGAUAUAAAUUUCGAAACCAAUCAAUCAACUCUAUGUGAGGAUCAGUUGUUUUAGAAUGUAAAAAAUUCUUAGUUGGGCGCGGCUUUGAUUUUAUCAUAAAAGCAAUAGAAAGAAAGAAUGCUAAAGAAGCAGAGCGAAAAUUCAUAUCUCAUAAAUAAUCGCACGUUUUAAGAAUAAAGACAAUUCAUUUUGAGAACUUUGUGCUUGAUUUAGUUCCAUUUAUUGGGACCAUUGCUCCUUUGCGUUUUUUGCAUGUUUACGACAUUUGUUGUGGAAUUGCUAUACGACAAAGAAGAAUAGAAAUUUUCUUUUCUAUUUUAUAUUAGUGUGGCUUUAGAGAUAUUUAUAUUAUUUUCAGUUACUAUUUCAAGGAAGAAUGCUCGAAAAACUCCUUACGCUUAGAGUGCAUAUGUCUUUUUUGGGAUUUUCCUGUCAUUUAUAUUGGCUGGGUUGUACUCUUCCACGUAUUAUUCUGACAAUUAAAACGUUGGAUUUAUAAUUCUUGCCUUGAUAAAUAUAUUUUAAGGAUCAAAUGCUGGGGCACUAUUUUACUUUGCCACUUUGAAACAAAAAAAAUCAGCAUUAUAUUCACUACCAUUUAUUUGUAUUUUUCCAUUGCUUCUAAGUUUAAUUUAUAUGUUCUUUAUGUAAAAUGAAAUUUUAAAAAUUGCUUGUUGGAUGAUUGCAUUUGUUUCUAUAGCAUUGGCUAUUUUAUCAGUGAAUGCCUUGUAUCAAAUAAUUGAUGGAGCUUUUAAAUUGGAGAAGGAAUAACACUGCAUAGCUACGAUAUUCAUUUAUAUAAAAAUGAUAGUGUUUUGCAAAGAAUUUUGA